This is a messenger RNA of Polyodon spathula (Mississippi paddlefish), 1274 nucleotides long. Its product is annotated as elongation of very long chain fatty acids protein 5-like. The record is from RefSeq and is a predicted model, not a curated record. Gene Ontology annotation, cellular component: endoplasmic reticulum; endoplasmic reticulum membrane. The transcript has 9 exons. Gene Ontology annotation, biological process: very long-chain fatty acid biosynthetic process; fatty acid elongation, saturated fatty acid; fatty acid elongation, polyunsaturated fatty acid. Gene Ontology annotation, molecular function: fatty acid elongase activity. NCBI's taxonomy places the organism in Eukaryota, Metazoa, Chordata, Actinopteri, Acipenseriformes, Polyodontidae. Bases 174 to 1058 code for a protein of 294 amino acids.
AUUAUGCACAUCUCUGCUGAGUCUGGGCUGUGUCAGGACGACUCUCUAGCGCUCUCUGAGCCAGGAAGUUAUCCGUUUCUUUUACUGUUUCCACAGGCAACCAGUCGAGUAGCUCUGUUCUUUUCUGUAGACACUAAGAAUCCACGAUUAUACAACGGGAACAGAGGUUUAAAAUGGAGACCUUAAAUCAAGCAACCAAUGCUUUUAUAGAUUCUUGGAUGGGUCCAAGAGAUACCAGGGUUAGAGGAUGGUUUCUUCUUGACAGCUUUUUACCUACUUUUGUCUUUACACUUCUGUACCUCUCCAUUGUCUGGAUAGGACCAAAAUACAUGAAAAAUAAGGAGCCGUUUUCUUGCAGGCGUGUGCUUGUGGUCUAUAACACCGGAUUAACGCUGCUGUCCUUUUACAUGUUCUAUGAGUUAGUUACAGGAGCAUGGCAGGGAGGGUACAAUUUCUUCUGCCAGGACACUCACAGUGGCGGGGAAGCGGACAUGAAGAUUGUACGUGUCCUCUGGUGGUAUUACUUCUCAAAGUUAAUUGAGUUCAUGGAUACCUUUUUCUUCAUUUUAAGAAAGAAUAAUCAUCAGGUUACAUUUUUGCACGUCUAUCAUCAUGCAACCAUGCCUAACAUCUGGUGGUUUGUCAUGAACUGGGUGCCAUGUGGACACUCCUAUUUCGGGGCCAAUUUAAACAGCUUUAUUCAUGUCUUGAUGUACUCCUACUACGGACUCUCAGCCAUCCCUGCAGUACGACCUUACCUGUGGUGGAAGAAAUACAUAACCCAAGGGCAACUGAUCCAGUUUGUAUUAACAGUGUUUCAGACUACCUGCGCUGUCUUUAGGCCAUGUGGAUUCCCAAUAGGUUGGCUAUAUUUCCAGAUCUGUUACCUGAUGUCUCUCAUUGCUCUCUUCUCUAACUUCUAUAUUCAGACAUACAAGAAACAUGGUGUUUCACGAAGAAAAGAGUGUCAGAAUGGAUCAGCAGCUUCUCUAAACGGGCACUCUAACGGGUUUUCUUCCCUGGAUAAUGUGACACAAAGAAAACUAAGAAAAGAUUGACUUAUGUCCAAAUGAGCACACCAUGACUACUCUCACAAUCUGAAAUUAAUAUUAAUAUUAUUAACCCUAAAUAACCUCCUAAAGCAUACAACGCCCUGUUAUUCGUAUUGAGUGAAUGCUAAUUAACCUCUUCAACUCCAGAUGCAAAAAUGAAUGUUUACUCCAGGUACCAGAUUAUGAAAUUAUUGUAAUUGGUAGUUUUACCCCUGAAAUUGG